AUGACCGGACUCUCUGCGUGCUGCUCCUCGGGCUACGUCCACGAAGGAACGCCUGUUGGGACAUUCGAGGACGUCAACGACGUCUCCCGUCCGCAAGGUGACUAUGACAAGACGAAGGCUUUCCUAAUCCUCACCGACAUCUUCGGCGUCGAGCUUCCGAACGGCCAGCUCAUUGCCGACGCGUUCGCCUCGAAGGUCCCCGUCGCAGUGUACAUGCCCGACUACCUCUUUGACGACCCCGUCCCUCGCACGAACCUGACUCUCCCGGCAGAGGAGAAGAAGAAGCGACUCGGCGAGUGGUUGUCGCGGCACGGACAGGAUGUUACGGCGCCUGCUGUUGACGAGGUCAUCAAGGGGUUGAGGGAGAAGGGCGUCACGGAGUUUGCGGCGAUUGGGUACUGCUUCGGCGCCCGAUGCGUCGUCGACCUCUGCAUCUCGUCGCCGCCAGUCCUCUCCGCGGGUGCCGUUGCGCACCCGUCUCUCCUCGAUGUCCCGGACGACUUGCACGCCCUCAACGCUUCGACUGUCGAGUUCCUCUGGCUGCACAUGCUCCAGGACUUUGUCUUCACCAGGGACAAGCAGGAGCUGGCGAAGGAGAUCACCAAGAACAACCCCAAGCAUGUUCAUGCGGACUUCGACGGCGGUCACGGCUCGGCGAACAGGUGCGACCCGAACAACCCGCAGGAGCGCAAGGCGGCCGACGACGCGUUUGACAAGACCGUCGCUUGGCUGAAGGAGCGGUUCAUGCACGAGUAA
Messenger RNA from Rhodotorula toruloides NP11, 756 nucleotides. Its product is annotated as dienelactone hydrolase family protein. The coding region runs from base 1 to 756 and encodes 251 amino acids. NCBI's taxonomy places the organism in Eukaryota, Fungi, Basidiomycota, Microbotryomycetes, Sporidiobolales, Sporidiobolaceae. Gene Ontology annotation, molecular function: hydrolase activity. The transcript has 6 exons. The record is from RefSeq and is a predicted model, not a curated record.